Molecule: messenger RNA, 3539 nt
Organism: Episyrphus balteatus (marmalade hoverfly)
Lineage: Eukaryota; Metazoa; Arthropoda; Insecta; Diptera; Syrphidae
Exons: 7
Coding region: 1-3186 (1061 amino acids)
Biological process (GO): neurotransmitter receptor internalization; regulation of AMPA receptor activity; positive regulation of synaptic transmission, glutamatergic
Cellular component (GO): postsynaptic density membrane; AMPA glutamate receptor complex
Molecular function (GO): voltage-gated calcium channel activity; channel regulator activity
Source: RefSeq, a predicted model, not a curated record
AUGCGCGAUUAUCCGUCCAUUCCGAAUGUAUUUCGUGUAAGUGGUGGUUCGACAAACAGCGUUAAUCUCAUCGACCGCGAAACGGCGGCGGCGAACGGUCGAAGUAACGCUAUUCAGUCAUUAAUUAGUCCCGGUGUUGGUGGUGGUGGUGAUACAACAAUCACAUCCGGCCGAUGUCCUCCGCCUAAGAAAACCGAAAAAGAUCUCUCUUCCGUUGGUAUUGAAUUAAAUUACCAUAACGGUAAGUCGUCGGCGGAAUAUUUACUGAGACGCAGUGCCACAACAGGAAGUAGUAGUAAUUCCAAUCGCCAUGUGUCCAUUGCACCAGGUAGCAAUAACUUCAAUUUUGUCGCGAACAAUAGUCAAUUGCGAUUGGGUGGUGGGGAUGGUGCAGCAGGAGCUAUUAAUAGUAUUUCCGGUGCUAUUCCGCCAGUGGUCGCAAAUGUCGGUGGCGGUGGUGGUGGUGGGUUUCCGGGUGGACCGAAUGCGGGUGCAAGUGUAUUCAGCGAAGGAAGUGACUUGAAUAUAAGUUUGAAUUCGUUUACAGACAUAAAUAACAUACCGUCCUGUUCGACGACGACAAUGGCACCGGCAACAGCGGCCACUCGACAUCACAGAGAGAAAUCGAGCACCUAUCUAGACGAUCGGGUAGCUUUAAAUCGGAGGUUCUCAAGUGAACGGAAUUCAGGAUAUUUCUUGUGGAUUAUGACACCUGUAGCUGCCAGCUUUUCUGUAGCUAUAGUCAUAGCUGCUUUGGCCGGUCCACAGUGGCUGUUCACCGAGGAGAAACUACCGAAUGCCAACUACAAUGGGACGGCGAAUUUUAACGCCCAGGACGAUGGCGCCUUCAUUACCAAAUACACAAAGUCCAGUUUAUGGAUUCUAUGCACGGCUCAGCAAGGAAUAGAAACCUACAACUGCAUUAAAAUCGACUACUUUCCCAAAGAAGGAUAUCAGCCGGAUCCACAUGACUCGACACCAGCUAUACCAUAUACAAUCACAAAAUCAUGUCCAUUCUUUUUGGCAUCUGGCGUCUUUCUAUUGAUUAGUUUCAUCGUUUUUCUGGUGCCAACGUGUUCACAUCAAAACAACCUUUACUAUUUUAGUUCGGGAAUUAUGUUUAUAGUUUCAGGACUUUUCAUGCUUAUUGGACUGAUUGCAUACAUUUCGAUUUUAAAAGCGGAAAUAGGUUCAAAACUACGCCCAAGGUCGACUUUGCAACCAGCCCUAUUCAAAGUCACAUACGGACAAAGUUUUUUCCUUUAUGUAUUUGGAUUUAUAUCGACAGAAUUUGUUGGAGUCCUCAAUGUGUUCCUGUAUAUUAGUUUACAGGAAGUUGGAUACUAUAGUAAACUACCUUGCCUCUCAUUUACAAAUAUUCAAGAAAAAAUAAGAGAAGGCGAAAAUCGAAGUUCCAAACAUCAUCCACAUCGGCGCAAGGAAAACCUUGCAGUUGCUGGUUACAAUUGCAAAAAGCAUCCCUCCAAUGUCUUCAAUGACCUAGAAAAACGAUACUAUUUUGAAAAACCACAAAAGUGUGACCUACAUUCGAAGAACAUUGCCAAAAGCUUAAACGAACUCUACACCGAACCAGCACCACCGCAUUUCCAUCAUCUACCCCCACAGGAUAUUCACUUUCAGCAACAGCAACACCACCACCAACAACAGCAGCUCCAGCAGUUCCAACAACAGCAACAUCAUCCUCAUCAACAGCAAUCCGAUUUUGCACCCCUAACACGAAGUGUAUCGACGGCAACAGAGAUUUUCUCUAAUGCUGCCAAUGGAAAUGCGGGCCAACACACUAACAUGCAUUUUCAAAACAAUAACGGCACCGAGAAACGAGGUUCAACCAUCACCACGACCACCACCAACAACAACAACAACACAAACACCUCGACCAAUGCUUCGACCACUAAAAAGCACCAAGCAACUCUAACAUGCAAACCUUCCCGAGAUGACCGACAUCAUGACGAAGACAAUGACUCCAUCGGAAGUGACGACGAUGCCGACGAUGAUGGCGGAGGAACACGGAUGCGAAAUGGCAGCUCAUCGUGUUCGACCACCACCACCGGCAUUCAGGACAUUUGUGGCUUAUCGCGUGGCAUUCGCAAGACAAAGGAUGAAUUUUUCAAUGAGUUUUGCAAAAAAGCUGGAGUUCGACCAAAACCUAAAGAUAUCUAUUUCAUCAAUGACCAUGAAGAUGACCCCCAUCAUCAACAUCAUGACGAUGAGAACAUCUAUAUUGUAGAUUGUGCCAAGCCACAAAAUUCCGGCAGCGGCGGCGGCGGGCAGGUACCGCAGCAACAUCAUCACCAUCAGCGCCAACAAGGAGGAGUCUACUAUCCAAACCUCCGACGGAAUUCAAUGUUCGUUGAUCUGCCACCGAGCAAUUCUCUGCGGAAACAGAACUCAAACUUAUCUCUGCAUGCGGAUAGCAAACUCUACCAAAAGAGCCUUUUCGACUUGGACCGGUGUGAAUCAGAAAUCUGGAACACAUACCCGGAGCAGUUUUAUGCGAAAGGCAGCACAAAACAAUUGCAGGACUGCAAUGUCUAUCAAAGUCGCACGUUACCAAGGUCGUUUAUGAAACGUAAUUUCGACUCACAAGAGAGCUUGCUUAUGUCAGGCGGUGGAGCGGCGACGACGAUGAUGACUGCUGGCAGCCAGGGCCGUUUAUCUGGACACAACCAUUAUCCAACAGCUAUCCAACAACAAGCAAGCAGGUUAUCGAAUGUUUCAAGGGAGGCGACGAACAUUUAUCGUUCAGGACAAAUGUUGCAUAAAUCUUGCGAGGACGUGAGAAAUUCUAUCAGCCAACAACAUGGUGGUGGUGUUAGUUCACGUAGGCCAUCAACUAAUCUAAUGCCAUCUGCAGUACAAUGGCCGUCGGCAAUCCCUACAUCACCCUCGAACUUUUCAAGUAAUUCGUAUUUGUAUGGAAAUCAACCACCCCAACAUCAACAUCAGCAACAACAACAUCAUCAGCAACAACAUCCUGCAAUGGCUGGCAGGGCGACGACGAAAUUCACGCGGACAUAUGGUUUUGAUGAUCGACGGGGUGAUGUGUCGACCGGAGGCGGUGUUUAUGACGCCUUCGAUUUGGAUGAAAUUGAGAGGGAACGCCGAAGGUCACAUGCGAGUUUAUUUGAUGGGCGUUAUGAUGUUAUUAACGGUACAGCAGUUUGAAGGCCGAAUAAAUACUGAAAUUUGGAGGAUAUUUACUGCCAAAAUAAAUAGACAUAAAUAUAAUGUAGCUACAUACUUCCUAAAAUUUAAUUUUAAGUGCAGCCCAUGGAAAAAAAAACAACAUUGUUAACUGGGACAUUUAACUUUGGGGUGAAAUAUUUGACAGAUAGUUGCGACAGUUAAAAUACAUAUUUAAAUUGUCAGUUUUAAUAUUAAUAAGGUGUUCUUAUAGGAGCUAAUAAAGUUUUUUUAAAUAAAAAUGUUUUCGUGUCCAGGAACAUAAGGCUUCUUCGGCCUAAAUAGCAAUAUAUACCUCUCUCGUUUAUUCACAAACGUCAAAGACUGCAAUUUGU